Messenger RNA from Diabrotica virgifera virgifera (western corn rootworm), 3022 nucleotides. Its product is annotated as chromatin assembly factor 1 subunit A. Bases 381 to 2828 code for a protein of 815 amino acids. Lineage: Eukaryota; Metazoa; Arthropoda; Insecta; Coleoptera; Chrysomelidae. Gene Ontology annotation, cellular component: CAF-1 complex; nucleus. The record is from RefSeq and is a predicted model, not a curated record. Gene Ontology annotation, biological process: nucleosome assembly. The transcript has 7 exons.
CGUAUGCAUUUUUUAAUUUUUACUAAUUUAAAAAAAUUCUAAUUAUCAAAAAUAGCAAAAUUAACUUUUUAUACAAGACAACACUUGGAUAAAAUUUUAAAUUGUCUCUACUUUAUUGUAAACAGUAUUUCUAAAUAACAACGUUCUAACAGCAAUCCUCGAUUAAAAAUAGCACGCCCGUGUACAAACGCAAAUCUUCAUUUCUUUAUGUUUACCUUCCUGAAAUCGGCUACGUCAAAAAGCCCGCCGUUUCAAGAUAAUUUGGUUAUGUAUGUAGGAAAACAGGAAAAUUAAAAUAAAUAAAUGUUUUAAACUUUCGUUCUAUUACAAUAAAUGCAAAUAAGAGAUUUGUAGAAAAAGAAUAGAGGUAUUACCCUACCAUGGAAAGUACUUCUGAAGAAGGGCUUCUUUCACGAAAGAGACAGCAUUCCAAAUCAAGAUCUAGGUCGAAAUCUCCCUGUGAGACACCCGAAAAACAGGAUGUAAAAAGAAUAAAGGUUGAUAUCGAGGAUACAAUUACUUUAAAGGAAAAUCAUGAUAGUGACAGGACUGGGGUUCCUGACCAGAAUGAACAAGAUAAAGCAGAAAUUGCCAAUGGAACUGAAGGUGAAUCUAAUAGUGUUUCUGACCAGAACGAGCAAGAUAAAGCAAAAAUUACCAAUGGAACUGAAGGUGAAUCCAAUAGUAUUCCUGACCAAAACAAGCAAGAUAAAGCAGAAAUUACCAAUGGAACCGAAGGUGAAUCUAAUAGCCUUCAUCAAGAAUGUGCUGUUAUGGCAUCAAUUGAUAUUGAAGUUAAUAAAGAUGAUAAAGAGUUAGAACAGAAUAUGGAGAAAGAGGAGAUGAAGAAUGGAAAAGAAAAUGACGAUAAUAGCAUUGGAGUUGAAGAAAAUUCCACUGAAGAAACAAGUUCUGAAAAGUUAUCUAAGAAUGGCUUCAUAUUUACUGAAAACACUGUGGAAUUGAAUAAUCCAGAAUUAAUGGAUACUACAUUAGAGUCUUCAGUAAUUUCAUCUGACAAUGAUGAACCAAUUGAUAGUAAGGAUAACACAAAUGAUUCUAGCACAUCUAAGAUUACAGACACUCCUAAGAAAGUGAAAAAGGAAUCAAAAAUGGAUACUGAUAACAAAGAUGAUAAAGCAAAAGAUUCUGAAGGCUUGUCAUCAGAUAGUGAUGAACCAACAGACAAUGAAAAGUCAAAAGAGUCAAUGGUACCUACUAAGAUAUUAAAAAUUGAGACUCCUAACAAGAAGCUUACACCUAAACAAUUACAGAAAAGACUAGAGAUGGAAAAGAAACAACAAGAAAGAGAUAAAGAGAGGGAAGAAAAACUGAAAAAGAGACUUGAAGAAAAGCAAAAGAGAAAAGAGAUCAAAGAAAAAGAACUGGAACAGAAGCAAAAAGAAAAGGAAAUGAAAAAGAUGGAAAAGGAUAAAGAAUUGGAACAAAGACGAAAAGAGAAAGAAGAGAAGGAGGAAAAGAAACGAAAGGAAAAAGAAGAAAGGGAACAAAAGCGAAAGGAAAAGGAGGAGAAAGAAGAACAAAAGCGAAAAGAACGCGAAGAGGAAAAAUUAAAGAAACUGCAGGAGAUUGAAGAAAAAAAUAAAGAGAAGUUGAAGGAAGAAGAAAAGAAACAAAAGGCAGCUGCAGCGUUUGUCAACUUCUUUGUAGCCAAAAAGACUGAUGAUGCACAAGAUGACAAAAAAUCACAAGAAGAAAAAAGACCACAAACUUCCAAUUUUCUACAAUUUGAAGUAAAAUCAGACAUGAAGUUACCUUUGCCAAGAAGGGAAUUUUUAAGUAAUGAAGAAAAGGAAAAUCUAGUAUGUUAUCUAGAUUCUCAAGAUUCGGAAGCUUCAUAUUUAAAAGAUCUGUCAUCAGGAAAGGCUAUAGGUAAAAGUCUAAAAACUUGGCCAUAUGAAGAAUCUCUUGAUGAUGAAAUCAUUCUUGUUGAUUUGGGAGAAACUAUUUGCGAAGACAAAUCUGGCCUUCAAAGACACAAAGCCAAGUUUUUGUACUUCCAUGACAAUCGUAGACCUGCAUAUUAUGGCACAUGGAGGAAAAAAAGCAAAUUUGUUAAACCAAGAAAACCUUUGGCUGAAGAUAAAAACAUUUUAAAUUAUGAGGAGGAUUCAGAUGAUGAUUGGGAGGAAGAGGAACAAGGUGAGUCUCUUAAUGGUUCAGAAGAUGAAGCUGAGAAGGAUAAUGACGAUGACAAGGAUGAUUAUGAAGUUGAUAAUGAAUUCUUUGUUCCACAUGGGCACUUAAGUGAUGAUGAGGUGGAUGAUGAAGAACUGAGUCGUUUAUCCCCAGAUUCUUUGAAACAAAAACUUAAACUUCUUAAAGAAGAGUUUGAUCAAGAUAUGAAGUCUAAAACUCAGAAACUAAAGCCUAGGUCCAUUGGUUGCAUAUGGUAUAACAAAGAUGGCAGUAAUGUGGAAGAGGCAGUUGAUAGGUAUCUACAACCUCUGGCUAUUAUACACAGAGGUCAAAUAAUGAUUAAAAAAAGAGUAGAUAUUUUUGUAGUAAAAGAGAAAAAGAAUAAAGUGUCUCGAGAACUAAAUCCUGAUCUCAUUCCAGUAUUUUUAAAGUUGGUCCAUUACAGUCCAUGCAAAAAAAGUGUCCUUGUUGAACAGUUCUUAGCUGAUUUGGAAAAGACUGGUGCUAAUAAAAAUGUUUCCAAAGGUAUGAUCAUUAGAGCGUUGAAAAGGAGUGCUUGCUGGGAAAAAUAUAGGGAUAUAGAGGCCAAAAGGUUCAAAUUUCGGUGGUCUGUCCAUCAAGAUCUGCGAGACAAGUAUGAUUUAGAUGCUGAAAAGGAUGGUAAAUGAAGAAUACUAAUAUCAAUUUAAUUAAGUAUAUUUAAAUUUUGUAAAUAAAUUAUUUUAGAAAAAAAAUCUGUUAUUUGUUAAAGACAGUAAUGUAUUUCUAUUUUAUAUAUUCCUGAGCCUUUAUUUUAUAGAAGUUCUUUUUGAGAUACAAUCGUAUAAAUGCUUUCUUAUACAAAUAUAACGUUAUUUCUCAA